This is a messenger RNA of Miscanthus lutarioriparius, 1155 nucleotides long. The record is from the annotation of a GenBank genome assembly. NCBI's taxonomy places the organism in Eukaryota, Viridiplantae, Streptophyta, Magnoliopsida, Poales, Poaceae.
AUGGCUCUCAAGAAGUUGCUGCAGCUCUUUUGUGUCGGGAAGAAGGAUUCCAAGAAGAAAGGCAAAUCCAUCGACCCACUCUGGCGAGCCUCUGCUUCCCGCUCCUCUGUGAGUGUCACUGCAAACAAGACUCGUUUGGAUCCCUGUUCAAGUGGGACUGGCACUGUAUGCGUGCAAAACCAUGAACCUGAAUGCUCAAGUAUGGUUUCCUCAUGGGCAAGGACAGAGCAUGGAACUGAGAAUACUGAUCAUAUGUCCUUUAGUCAAUUUGAUGUUGUCCAAGAUUUCUCGGAUCACCACUAUGCAAAGACUUCAGCAGGAAAGGUCACCAAAGAUUGGGUGAAGUCAAUCCAAAGUGAAUGGAAUCUUCUACAGAAAAACCUACCUGAAUCAAUAUAUGUUAGAGUUUAUGAGGACAGGAUUGAUCUGCUCAGGGCUGCAAUAGUUGGGCCGGCUGGAACUCCAUAUCAUGAUGGUCUGUUCUUCUUCGAUGUCCGUUUUCCUUCUGAAUACCCGAAGUGCCCACCAAAAGUUUACUACCACUCGGGUGGACUUCGGCUAAACCCAAACCUGUAUGAGAGUGGGAAAGUCUGCCUGAGCCUUCUGAACACCUGGUGGGGCAAUGGAUGCGAGAAGUGGGGCAAGUCGAAUUCCACCCUGCUGCAAGUUUUGGUCUCCAUCCAGGGCCUUGUGCUGAAUGAUAAACCAUACUUCAAUGAGCCAGGAAACAAAAGUUCAGCUCAAACAACAGCUGGUGAAAGGUAUUCCUUGGCUUACAAUCAGACGGCCUUCGUCAGAUCAUGCAAGACAAUGCUGUAUUCACUCCGGAAGCCUCCAAAGCAUUUUGAGACCCUUGUAAUGUGCCACUUCCACGAGCAUGAGCGCGCCAUCCUCGACGCCUGCAGCGCUUACAUGUCUGGGACAAUCGUUGGGUCAUCUGUUGGGAGCAACCUCAAAUAUGUCCGUGACAAGUGCUUUGCAGAUUUCCACAAGUCGCUGACGCUCUACACUGAACAUCUCAGGACUGAGUUUGCUGCAAACAGAAGACGCGUGCUGGAGCUGGAGAGAGAGGCGUCAGCUGUGCAAGUGCAGGAGAUCGUGUGCCUAGCAGCUAGAGUUCUUUUGUCAAAACAAACAUUGCUAACUGGCAAGUGA